AUUUCUAUAUUGUAGGCUCAGCUCUAAAAGUUACCAUGAGUUACUUGCGUUCCAUAGAAAUCUCACGCGUCGAAAUGUCGCCGGCUGAUGAUAAUUCGUUUGCCACAACAAGUGGCAACAAAAAGGCAACCUACACCAUUAUUUCUAUUAAAAUAGUCGAACUGUGUCUGCUGAUUUGUUGCCUGGGACUUAUCGAUGAUCCUGCUACCAAUUCGCACCUGCGCGUGUUCAUCUCGCCGCGGGUUAUGGCACUCAGCUAUGUUACCUUUGGCGCUCUGAUCAUCUACACUGCCAUCUAUUUGAUCAUGGCGCUCUUUGGCGAUCUCACUCCCUGGCGCACUGCCACGCUCUGGGCGCUCAUUGGCUUCAUUUUGUUUGUGGCUGUGUGCGCUUUGCUGUUCCGCGAUUGGAGCUCCACCAAGGAUCGCAACUACUGGCAUCCGAAUAUGCAUCGAUUGGAUUUGGUUAUGGCCACUGCUGCCAUUUCCUUGGUUACUGCCUUGAUCUAUCUGCUGGAUGUGCUACUCACCAUUCGCUUUGGCGUGCACGGCGAUCUGGAAUGACAUGGACGCGGCCUGUUCCAGUUGCUGGCCUAGACGACUGUAAUAUUUACAGUUUGUAGUCAUAAGCACCACCCCACCCACCAGCACCACCCACUGCUAAUUGUAACAAAUUGUUCAGCAAGCACACACACACACAUCGAUAUCGAUACACAUCAAAUCCAGAUCAUAAUUGCCAUCAUUGAAUUGAACCAUGUACAAAAAUCAAAUGUUAUAGAUGCUCGCUCAUCUACUACAUAUGGAAAAAGUCGCUUACAGUCCUUGUUUUGUUAGGCUAAGCAUAAAUAUUAUGUGAGACACGUAUGUUUUUUUAUAAACUAAUCCAACUAAACAUAAGUUUUUACACUGAACAUUUUUUGUAACGCAAAACGAAAUCAAAAUAAAUUUUUAUCCAAGUUAAAAGUGAGAAUAUGGCAACACGAUUUGGCGACAAGUCUGUGUUACAGUAAGUUAAGGCUAGCCUUUAAUGUAACUGUAAACAUAUGUAGUAGUAGGUACUCGCUUGCUUAUUUAAUAGCAAUUGUAAAGUAUUUCUUAAUGUCCUCAUCGUUCUCAAUCAUUUUGAGACUGUGA
Molecule: messenger RNA, 1133 nt
Organism: Drosophila busckii
Lineage: Eukaryota; Metazoa; Arthropoda; Insecta; Diptera; Drosophilidae
Exons: 4
Coding region: 36-563 (175 amino acids)
Biological process (GO): septate junction assembly
Source: RefSeq, a predicted model, not a curated record